AAAUACUAUACAUUAUACGAUUAUAGUACAUCUUAUAGCACUCCUAAAACCUCAUUUCAUUUCUAUGCAUGUAGUAUUUUUGUUUUCAUGAGAACUUAGUGUAUGCCCAUAUAAAUAUUCAGUAACGGUUUUUGGCCCAGAAGGUCAAAAACCACAGUUUUUGGCCCAAAAGGCCAGAAACAAGUAGACCAAGGUCUUUAACAUUAAUUUUACAAGAUUUAAAAGGUCAGUUUGGUUCGUUAAGGUUAAUUUAGCUAAAAAUGGAUGGGGGUGACAUAUAUAAAGCUACUAGUAGUUUAAGGAUGGGUAGUUUAAGAGCAGGAAGUGGACGAACAUCGAGUGUACGAUCAGCGAGUAAUUCGCUAUGGAGGAAUUCGGGUAUGGAUGUUUUUUCAAGAUCAUCAAGAGAAGAAGAUGAUGAAGAGGCUCUUAAAUGGGCCGCACUUGAAAAACUGCCAACUUUUGAUCGAUUAAGGAAAGGUUUGUUGUUUGGAUCAACCGGUCCUUCAAACGAAAUCGAUAUCGAUAAUCUUGGAUUUGAGCAAAGGAAACAUUUGCUUGAUAGACUUGUUAAGGUGGCUGAUGAAGAUAAUGAAAGAUUUUUGUUGAAGCUAAGGAACAGACUUGACAGGGUUGGAAUUGAAUUGCCAACAAUUGAAGUGAGAUUUGAACAUUUGACCGUGGAGGCUGAUGUUAGCAUAGGAAGUAGGGCCUUGCCUAGUUUCCUAAACUUUCACAUUGAUAUCUUUGAGGGGUUUUUGAGCAUGUUUCAUCUACGUCCAAAUAACAAGAAACAUAUAACUAUUCUUGAUGAUCUUAGUGGAGUUGUUAAACCUAGCAGAAUGACAUUAUUGUUGGGUCCUCCAAGUUCUGGAAAGACAACACUCUUGUUAGCAUUGGCUGGGAAGCUCGCCAAGGAGCUUAAAAAUUCCGGGAGGGUGACGUAUAAUGGCCAUGAACUGCAUGAAUUUGUACCUGAAAGAACUUCUGCGUAUAUCAGUCAAAAUGACGUCCAUAUUGGAGAAAUGACAGUCAGAGAAACCUUGGCUUUCUCUGCUCGAUGCCAAGGGGUUGGAACACGUUACGAGAUGUUGGCAGAGUUGUCAAGAAGAGAGAAAAAUGCGAACAUCAAACCUGAUCCUGAUAUCGAUGUCUACAUGAAGGCUGCAGCAAGUGAAGGACAAGAAGCAAGUGUAGUCACAGAUUAUACUCUCAAGUUAUUGGGAUUGGAUAUAUGUGCUGACACCAUGGUAGGGGAUCAAAUGAUACGGGGUAUUUCUGGUGGGCAAAGGAAGCGUGUGACAACCGGCGAAAUGAUAGUUGGACCAUCAAAGGUUCUUCUUAUGGACGAGAUAUCAACUGGUUUGGAUAGUUCAACAACGUUCCAAAUUGUGAAAUCGCUUAGACAGUUUCUUCACAUUCUUGAAGGAACUGCUGUCAUUUCUCUCCUACAGCCUGCACCAGAGACCUACGAUUUGUUUGAUGACAUCAUCCUUUUAACUGACGGGAAGAUUGUGUACCAAGGUCCGCGUGAAGAUGUACUUGAGUUUUUUGAGUCCAUGGGGUUCAAAUGCCCAGAGAGGAAAGGAGUUGCUGACUUUCUGCAAGAAGUUACAUCAAAGAAAGACCAGCAGCAGUAUUGGAUGAGAAGAGAUUUGCCAUAUAGAUUCGUGACCGCUAAAGAGUUUUCUGACGCUUUCCAGUCUUUUCAUGUCGGAAGGAAUCUAAGAGAGGAUCUUGGGACCCCAUAUGAUAAAAGCAAAAGUCACCCUGCUGCUCUCACAACUGAAAAAUAUGGUUUAAAUAAAAAGGAGCUCUUAAAGGCUUGUACGGACAGAGAAAUAUUGCUAAUGAAGAGGAACUCAUUCGUUUAUAUCUUCAAAACGUUCCAACUAAUUACGACAGCACUCAUCGCCUUGACUUUGUUUUUCCGAACUGAGAUGCAUAGACGUGGUCCUGAAGAUGGUGCAAUAUAUGUCGGUGCUCUUUUCUUUGGUGUGUGUAUGAUUACAUUUAACGGAAUGUCUGAGAUCUCGAUGACAAUUGCAAAGCUUCCUGUAUUUUACAAACAAAGAGAUUUUCUCUUUUAUCCCUCGUGGGCAUAUGCUCUUCCAUCGUGGAUCGUCAAGAUUCCAAUUUCAGUUAUUGAAUCUGCUACUUGGACAUUUUUGACCUAUUACAUAAUAGGAUUCGAUCCUAACGUGGGAAGAUUCUUCAAGCAGUUUCUUCUGUUCUUUUUUGUUAACCAGAUGUCUUCUGCAUUAUUUCGGUUCAUUGGAGCCAUGGGUCGAAAUAUGAUAAUUGCAAACACAUUUGGUUCAUUUGCACUUCUCUUGAUUUUUGCUUUGGGUGGCUUUGUCCUUAUUAGAGAGGAUGUAAAGAAGUGGUGGUUGUGGGGAUACUAUACAUCUCCGCUAGCAUAUGCCAUGAACGGACUUAGUGUGAACGAGUUUCUUGGACAUAGUUGGAAAACGCCAAUGAAUGACACCACGCUCGGGAAAAUCGUUAUAGCAUCUGGAGGAUUUUUUCCACAAGCUUACUGGUAUUGGAUUGCAAAUGGGGCUUUGGUUGGAUUUAUUCUUAUCUACAACUUGUGUUGUGCUUUGUCUCUCGAAUUCCUUGAUCCUUUUGGGAAAUCUCAGGGUCAUGUAGCAACAGAUGAUGACACUGAUAAGGGAGCCGUUGAAUUGACAUCCACAACAACAGGUAGUGGCGGUCAGAUCAAGAAGAAAGGGAUGAUUCUUCCAUUUGAACCACAUUCAAUUACCUUUAAUGAUGUCAAAUACUCGGUCGAUAUGCCACAGGAAAUGAAACAGCAAGGGGUGAGUGAAGACAGAUUACUACUGCUUAAGGGUGUGAGCGGAGCUUUUCGACCAGGAGUUCUUACAGCUCUUAUGGGGGUGAGUGGUGCAGGAAAAACUACUCUGAUGGAUGUGUUGGCAGGUAGAAAAACAGGUGGUUAUAUAGAAGGUGACGUUAGGAUUUCCGGGUAUCCCAAGAAACAAGAAACCUUUGCUAGGAUUUCUGGAUACUGUGAGCAAAAUGACAUCCACUCGCCUCAUGUUACCGUGUACGAGUCUUUGCUUUACUCGGCCUGGUUAAGGCUUUCUACGGACGUUGACGAACAAACCAGAAAGAGUUUUGUUGAUGAGGUUAUGGAUCUUGUGGAACUGAACCCAUUAAGAGAGGCAUUAGUUGGGUUACCAGGUAUCAACGGACUGUCUACAGAACAACGCAAGAGGUUGACCAUAGCCGUGGAGCUUGUAGCCAAUCCAUCCAUAAUCUUCAUGGAUGAGCCAACUUCAGGGCUUGAUGCUCGAGCUGCUGCUAUUGUAAUGAGAACGGUUCGGAACACUGUGGACACUGGAAGAACAGUUGUAUGCACCAUUCAUCAACCUAGUAUUGAUAUCUUUGAAGCUUUUGAUGAGUUGUUCUUGAUGAAACGAGGAGGGCAAGAGUUGUAUGUUGGACCUGUUGGUCGCAAUUCCUGCGAUCUGAUCAAGUAUUUUGAGGAUAUUCAUGGGAUAAGUAAGAUCAAAGACGGAUACAACCCUGCAACAUGGAUGUUGGAAGUUAGUACGUCGUCGCAAGAAAUUGCUUUAGGGGUAGAUUUCACUGAAAUCUACAGGAAUUCAGAUCUUUACAGGAGAAACAAAGCACUGAUUGCUGAACUGAGUGUACCACGUGCUGGCACGCAAGAUCUCUAUUUCCCGACACAAUACUCACAAUCAUUUAUGGUACAAUGCUUAGCUUGCCUAUGGAAACAACGUUAUUCAUAUUGGAGAAACCCUCCAUACACAGCAGUCCGUUUUGUCUUCACCACCUUCAUCGGCAUUAUCUUUGGUACUAUGUUUUGGGAUCUCGGUGGUAAAAUGAAAACCCAACGUGAUUUGACCAAUGCAAUGGGGUCAAUGUAUGCUGCAGUCCUCUUUCUCGCUAUCCAAAACGCAUCAUCAGUGCAGCCAGUUGUGGAUAUAGAACGCACCGUGUUUUAUAGAGAACGGGCUGCAGGAAUGUAUUCUGCUUUGCCAUAUGCUUUGGCUCAGGUUCUAGUCGAAGUUCCUUACGUUAUGGCCCAAACUGGAGCAUAUAGUGUAAUAGUUUAUGCUAUGAUCGGGUUUGAUUGGACAGCAGCCAAGUUCCUAUGGUACUGUUUCUUCCAGUUCUGCUCUCUACUCUACAUGACAUAUUAUGGCAUGAUGACCGUCGCCAUUACACCAAAUGCCAACUUUGGCGCCAUUGUUGCUGCCUUUUUCUAUGGAAUUUUCAACGUCUUUUCAGGAUUCCUUAUCCCACGACCCAGAAUUCCAGUUUGGUGGAGAUGGUACUUCUGGGGAAACCCUCUAGCUUGGAGCAUUUACGGCAUGGUUGCAUCACAGUUUGGGGAAUUCGAAGAUGAGCUAGUGAAUGGAGAGACCGUUAGAGGUUACUUGGAUCGGUAUUAUGGUUACAAACAUGAUUUCCUUGGCGUUGUCGCUGGAGUUAAUAUCGGCCUAGUUAUACUUUUUGCAUGUAUAUUUGCAUAUUGCAUUAGAGCCUUCAAUUUCCAGAAGAGAUAGAUGAUCACACUUGAUUUAAUCAUGGUUUCUACUAUUUGCUUGAUAAUGUAAGUAUGUUUUGUGUUGUUUUAUACAGCAGCAGUUGCAAGAUGUAUGUAUGUAUCAUAUAUAUGCAAGUUAGUUCUUGUUUUUUGAACGGUAAUAUAUUGACUUCAUUAGGCUUCGUAAUACUUGAUUUAA
Molecule: messenger RNA, 4739 nt
Organism: Erigeron canadensis
Lineage: Eukaryota; Viridiplantae; Streptophyta; Magnoliopsida; Asterales; Asteraceae
Product: pleiotropic drug resistance protein 1-like
Exons: 22
Coding region: 261-4559 (1432 amino acids)
Cellular component (GO): membrane
Molecular function (GO): ATP binding; ATP hydrolysis activity; ABC-type transporter activity
Source: RefSeq, a predicted model, not a curated record